Molecule: messenger RNA, 1252 nt
Organism: Mesoplodon densirostris (Blainville's beaked whale)
Lineage: Eukaryota; Metazoa; Chordata; Mammalia; Artiodactyla; Ziphiidae
Gene: MDFIC
Product: MyoD family inhibitor domain containing
Exons: 5
Coding region: 253-981 (242 amino acids)
Source: RefSeq, a predicted model, not a curated record
GCUGAGCGGGAGGGAGGAGGGGAGGGACACCCAGGGGUGGCCGCCGGCGGGCCAGCGCGACCCACGGCCCUGCCGGAGCCUCGCUAACUUUCCGAGGCGGAAGAGGAGGAGGAGGAAGGGGCUUUGAGUGAGUUGGGGGGAUGCCGAGAAGCGGUCAGUUGCCUGCACCCAACAUCUCCGAGCCCUUAGUGCGUCCGACCCGCAGGGCGGCGAGCUAGGCGGAGGCGCGGCGAGGGCUCCGUGAAGCGGCCCAUGUCCGGCGCAGGUGAAGACCCCGCUCCCGGGCCCCAGCUCGGGGCCGAGGCGGGCGGUGGCCGGCUGGGCGGCGCGGCCCAGGAAAAAUGUGAUAAAGAAAAUACUGAGAGAGAUAUAACUCAAGCCACUGAUAGCUGCUUCACACACGGAGAGAUGCAAGACCAGUCCAUUUGGGGAAAUUGUUCGGAUGACAAACUCAUCAGAACCCAACCUCAGCGCUUGCCUCAGCUUCAAACUGCAGCACAGGAAAGUGAGGAGGAAAUAAGCAAGAUAAAGAACGGCCACCCAAGUCUGAGCAAUGGAAAUGGAAUCCACCACGGGGCCAAACAUGUAUCUGCAGAGAAUCGAAGACUUUCAGCACCUGUUUCUCAAAAAAUGCAUAGAAAAAUUCAAUCCAGCUUGUCUGUAAACAGUGACAUCAGUAAGAAGAGUAAAGUAAAUGCUGUCUUUUCUCAAAAGACAGGCUCUUCACCUGAAGAUUGCUGUGUCCACUGUAUCCUGGCCUGCCUGUUCUGUGAAUUCCUGACCCUCUGCAAUAUUGUCCUGGGACAAGCUUCGUGUGGCAUCUGCACCUCAGAAGCCUGCUGCUGUUGCUGCGGAGAUGAAAUGGGAGAUGACUGUAACUGCCCUUGUGACAUGGAUUGUGGCAUCAUGGAUGCCUGUUGUGAAUCAUCAGACUGUUUGGAAAUCUGUAUGGAAUGCUGUGGAAUUUGUUUUCCUUCGUAAAUAUUUAUCUUCUGUUUGCAUUAAAACUGGAGAGUGUUUUAAAAUUUUUCUUUUAAGGGGAAAGAAAAGCACAUGGUAAGAUUCUCAUCAAACAAUCCAGUAUUUGCACUGUUAACUCAUUAUUUUAGGAAAUCUCUGAGAGCCUUUUUUUCCCUCUAACCAAAUCUACAUGGUUUAAUAUGUGAAAUUUUAACUACUUUUAGACUUCUUGAUAGGUUACAAUGACUGAGGGACAUUUUGACAAAACAGAAAGAAAGGAAGGGAGGAAGGA